Exophiala oligosperma is the source of this 2015-nucleotide messenger RNA. RefSeq lists its product as uncharacterized. The record is from RefSeq and is a predicted model, not a curated record. The coding region runs from base 293 to 1762 and encodes 489 amino acids. The transcript is spliced from 2 exons. Lineage: Eukaryota; Fungi; Ascomycota; Eurotiomycetes; Chaetothyriales; Herpotrichiellaceae.
AAUAGCGACUCCAGGAUUUAUGAGGCAAACCACAGCCACCACCGUUCUGCAAGCUUACAACCAAGGCUCAUUUGACUUCCCGUAUUAUUCGUGUUCAUGUCAGCCAUCUUCAUGUCAGGCUGAUAUUAACAUAUGAGUUUCACUCUUGCACUUCAUCAAUCACCUUGCUUCAAUACACUCUUCUCUUCGUCCACUUUGCGUCCGGCGGCUGCAGAUCCAUCUCAAGCGAAUGGCCCGAUAGCGAGAUCGACAGCUUUCCGCUCCCUCAACUCUCACAAUAUUAAAUUCCAAAAUGACCGUUUUGCCCGUUCGAUCGCUCCUGGAAAGACAUGAUGAGAGUCACUUAUACUCCCGACAAUCUGGACCGCCUGGAGGCGGAGACGGCGGCGGCGGCAGUGGAGGAGGAGGCGGAGGCAUCAGCGGGAGUGCUAUCACAAUAGGAAUUAUAGUAGCAAUAGUCGGGGUCAUUACGCUCUCAAUAUUGCUCUACUCUUUCCUGCGGAAGUGGAAGCAACAAGGCAAAAGUCCUCGUUAUAUACCUACCCAGUUUCUGAAGAGAAAGUGGCAGACAUGGCAACCUGGAGGGAAAUACUCGGCCGUUCGAAAUCGAGACCUGUCCUCCACCAAUACUGCAUACACCGGUAACAAUAUCAGCGGCUCUGGCUCGGGCGCAGGCGUCGAUCGCAAUACCAGUGUCAGAAGCGUCAUUACUCUACCUGCGUACUCCCGCACACCUAAAGAUACCGAACAAGUCAUCGGAAGGGAAGGCGAAAGGGCCGGUAUGGACACAGUCGUCGAGUUCCCGGAAACUGCGGAUGAAGAAGAGACACGUCGUGAAGAUCAAAUGGAAUCUCUGUACCAGAUCCGGGUAGCCCGACGCCGUGAACAAGCUGAGCGAGAGGAGCGCAGGCGCGAAAGAAGAGAGGCUCGGGAGCGAGGUGACACGGCCCGACUAGAAGAACUACGACUCGAAUCUCGCCAGCGAGCCAACGACAGUGCAACCACUCUAAAUGGAGGCGUCAGCGUCUCCGCUGCAACAUUGAUUGCAGAACAUCAGUCACGCGGCCGUGAUCGAAGAGUAUCUAGUGUGGCAUACGGCUCCCUGGGCGAAGUACGGCAUGAUGGUACUAGACUCCGUGCCAAUAGCAAUGAAUCAGAACGAGGUGGACUAUUGAACGGAGCGGCGCCGAUGGGCGAGGCGGGUGGUCGACCUCGAUUGUAUUCGGAUGCUACUUCGAUGACGACCAUGUCUCGACCACACACACGAGACCGCUCGAUCAGCGAUGUUAGCGUCACAACCGCCGGAUCAGAAGUUGACGGUCAGCCUACGCCAGGGUCUACGGUUGCAGGCGAUGGUGCCAGACGUCGAAGCUCCCAGAGCGAUGAACGCCAGAGUGGUACCACAAAUUCUUCGCCAACAGCAAACAGGUUUACACCAGACGAGAGUACCGGCUCGGAUGACAUUGGAGAAUCGCGGAUCCCGGCGACAGAGUCUGACCCAGCUCAUCUCCCUCCAGAUUAUGAGGUGCUGGAGUGGGGUGAUGCUCCUUCUUAUGAGGCUGCCGUAGCAAGGGCAGCCAGUAAUGCUGCCGCAAGAGCCGCAAGAGCUGGAGAGCCGACCAGAGUCCCUAGCAACGCUCCCAGGCUACCACAGCUCAACUUGCCCAGCAUUAGUGUCUCAGGAGCUACAGAGCCGAAUACGCCAGUGUCACCAGGCGUCACCUCGGCUGAACGGUCUCCAGAAGAGAUUCGACCAACAUGAGCAGAAACGAAUAUGCGCUCAGGACAAUCUAGAAGGGAACGGCGAUUGACACAAAACUGUGAAGUGACACGAGCAUGACUACAUGAUUGGAUAUAUUUGCAUCAAGCAUGGCGUUGGACGGAAAAUAUUGUUGAACAUUUUACAACACAUAUGGAUCGGCAAAUGAGAUGAUAAUUUUAGUGUAUCAAGCAAAACGUAAAAGAUCAGAUUUACAGUUAACCAUAACAGAAAGCAUAUAUGAAGAGAUUGUCUU